Messenger RNA from Pochonia chlamydosporia 170, 4521 nucleotides. Its product is annotated as UDP-N-acetylglucosaminyltransferase. Bases 1 to 4521 code for a protein of 1506 amino acids. Gene Ontology annotation, molecular function: glycosyltransferase activity; protein binding. NCBI's taxonomy places the organism in Eukaryota, Fungi, Ascomycota, Sordariomycetes, Hypocreales, Clavicipitaceae. Gene Ontology annotation, biological process: protein O-linked glycosylation. The transcript has 4 exons. The record is from RefSeq and is a predicted model, not a curated record.
AUGCCGUCCGCACAUUUAGGACCGUUUACGCCUGAACAUAACCUCCGAAGAAAGACGCCAGGUGGUACGGUUGAGUCGGGGUAUGAUGGCUCCCCGAUUCAGCAAUUUCCAGGCCCUCCACCAUUGAAGCAUAUGAUUCUCCCCGUAUCAGCUAGCCCAGCUCCCUACGCCUCAAGAACUACCUUGCCGGGAACUUUACAGCAACCUUGGGUCCAACCGAAUGCACCCAGCGCUCAUCACCAAAGCUGCCCUUCUGCAACACAUUUUCCUCCUACCCCUUGGGCAUACAACGAUGCAGCACCCGCAACUUUUGAUCCUUCGACCAUUUUGACCAGUGUACCCUACCCGAUGAACAGUCCAUUGACUGUCAAUAAUCUCCAAGCCGCAUGUCAGCAUUCGGAUUUUUGCCAGCCAGUUCUUCGAGCACACGAGCACAAUGUGCGCGCCUUCUGCCCACCUCCUGCCCCAACCAGCGGCUCCUUACUCUUUGGGCACAUGGGUUGGCAACCCGGACCAUCGCCAUGGGAUCAUCACAAAUACGAGCAGCCCAUUCCCUUUGGUGUCACGUAUGCCACGGCAGAUACACCGCGCACGGCAUAUACCAACCCUACCAAUCUUGUGAACCAACAAUCAUCUAUAUAUUCCAAGCAUCUAGAGUUGACUGGCGGGACGAACCAUUCCACACAUAGCCAACGGUGGGGAAGUCUACCUCUGCAUAUUGCUUCCCACAAUGGAGCCUUGGGAAGAGGAUCAAUCUCAACUGCAGAGUCACAUUUUCGCGAAAAAUCAUUGCAACAUUCCCACCAAAGCUACAUUGAACUGCUUUCAUACUUGCAAGCAAGUGGCAGAACUAACCCAACGAGAAGUAGCCCUGGCAGUUUCAAUUCGCAGAAGCUCCCAGCAUACCCUAAACCACCGAAGCUACGAUGCAUUGGAAUGUCCAAAUGCUCUAGUAUAUCAACCCCAGACACCUUGUGCAUCAACAACGUUGACGCGGAGUCGUCCCAACGAGCUAGACGGUAUACUCUGGGGAACUCUCGGGCAUUAUACAGCAACCCUGCCUACAACCCGCCAGUUCCAAGUAGCAACACCGCAUAUGUACUUGACCAAAAACUAGUCUCAACAGACCUCAACCUCGCAAGUUCCCCUUUUGAUACCGUAGCGACUGCUUCAACACAUCCCCUGCCGAUUGCAAACGCUCUAUCGUCGUUGGAGAUUCUCAACAACCUAUGUGAGCAAAGCGAAUGGCGGUGGAUAGAAGGGAUGCUCGUGGGAGGCUGCCUACUGUAUGGCCUAGAGAGGUAUGGUGAUGCAUUGAAGUGGUUCUCGGCAAUUACUAAGUUGGAUUCGACUCACGUUGAGGCUACUACGCACGUAGGUGCAGCUCUGUAUUGUCUUGGUCGCCAAAGUGAAGCUGAGCAGAACUGGCUUCGGGCGGUAAAGUUACAACCCGAUUUUCUAGAUGCCGCCGAGCACCUGGUUGGGCAUCUGUACAGAAACCGUAGUGGAGAAGCCGUCGAAGUCAUAGCAUAUGUUCAGAAAGCUCUAGGCCCUGUCUUAUCAAGCAACACGAACGCUCUCAAGGCAAAGACAAUCUCGGGGGAAUCAAGAGGACCCAACGUACCAGCAAACCUCGACAUUCAGUUUUCAACCAGAGGACAAGGUGCGGACAUAGCCGGCUUUGGCUCUAGCGGCUAUUUGCUGUCUGGCUUAGAUAACGGAAGGAUGCUGGCCUUAAUUCAUGCGAAAGGCACGCUAUUGUAUAGCCAGAAAGACAUUGACCGCGCCUCCAAAGCGUUUCAGGAAGCCGUUCUGAUCAGUGUGGGACGGCAAGUUACUGGAAUACAGGAGCUCAUACGUCUUAUUCAGGCAGCGCUGUCGCCCCGGGUUGCACACAAUGAUGUUGAGGGCCACACGUCGCAGCCUUCGCGGCCAUUGAUGCUGGCACCAGAGAAAGCUCGGCACACUGCCCGUCUUGUGUUUGGUGGCUGUGGUGAUUUACCAGGCCUCCGAUUUCUUCGAAGCGGGCCUUCUAAGCGCGCCGCCGUGCAAACAACAAGCAACUCUUUGCUUUCACUUGCUAAAAUCUUGCAAGAUGCCAUGUCCAGUGGCAAUACGGACCUAACCCUAUUCCGCGGAUCAUCUCAAGUCAGCGAUAUCCUUGCCCUGUACUAUCUGUCGCUCUCUCUCCAAGAGAGCCCAUCCACCGCCAAUAAUGUUGGCAUCCUUCUCGCUGGUGUUCAGCAAGGUAUUGCCACCUCCACAAGCACAGCUAACAAAGCAGUUACGCAAACUAGUAUACCCGGUAUCAUCCCAGGCAGUGGCCUUGCGCUGGCUCUUGCGUAUUACAAUUAUGGCCUUCGACUCGAUCCAAAUCAUGUUCAUCUUCACACAAAUCUCGGCAGUUUGCUCAAGGAUGUUGGUCAAUUGGAUUUGGCCAUACAGAUGUAUGAACGCGCUGUAUCCUGCGACGGGACGUUCGACAUCGCUCUUACAAAUCUUGCAAACGCUGUGAAAGACAAGGGGAGGAUAAACGAUGCCAUUCAUUACUAUCGACGCGCCGUAAAUGCGAAUCCCGGGUUCGCGGAAGCCGUAUGUGGGCUGUUCACGGCUUUAAAUUCUGUGUGCAACUGGCGCGGACGUGGGGGCGCAUUUCUCGAAUCCGGAAAGUAUGACCGGUGGCAUGUCAACAGUGAUGGGGUGCUUGUGGAUGUUCAAACGAGCGGUUGUAGCAGCGGCCUGACGAAGCGUGUCGUUGAUAUUGUGAGCCAACAAUUAAAGGAUGCAUCUUACUGGGGCCGAGACAUGUUGCAGGACUCUGUUAUUCAAGAAUUGGUCAGGCAACUACAACCUCUCUGCAAAGACCCAACUUUCCGGUUAGAAGAAUCCCUUCGUCAUUGGGCUGGUCGGCCGUGGGAAGGAUCCCGCCUUUUACGGUUAAUAGAGCGCGCCACGAAGGUGUUAUUGAGGAAGAGCUAUGGUGAUUAUUAUUUGAGUGCCGGAACAGAAGCAUGGGCGUACGAACGACCAAAGCUGCCUCAGAGUUUGGCUAUCCCAUCAGCACCGACUGUUCUUCCGUUCCAUACUUUUACCUGUCCCUUGACAGCAAAGCACAUAAGAGCAAUCGCUCAACGAAAUGCUCUACGAAUAUCUAGCUCGACUCUUCGAUCACCUUGGAUGCCUUCUACCGUCUGCCAGCCGCCUCACCCCCCCAACCCGAAUCUGAAUGUGGGAUAUAUAUCCUCGGAUUUUAAUAACCACCCUUUGGCACACCUGAUGCAAUCGGCUUUUGGGUUUCAUGACCCGGACCGUGUUCGGGCUAUAUGCUAUGCCACCACCCCAAGUGAUAGAUCUGUUCAUCGCCAGCAAAUUGAGCGCGAGGCACCGGUAUUUAGAGACGUCAGCAACUGGCCACCAGAUAAGUUGAUCGAACAGAUUACGCGCGACAAUAUUCACAUACUGGUAAACUUGAACGGCUACACUCGCGGCGCAAGAAACGAAAUUUUUGCAGCCCGGCCGGCACCUAUUCAAAUGUCGUUCAUGGGGUUUGCCGGAACCCUGGGUGCUGAGUGGUGCGACUACAUCCUAGCUGAUAAGACUGCCAUUCCGUCGACCACCCUUCGACCCUGGAGGGAUAACGUGUCAAUUGAAGAUAUAUUUUGUGACGAAAGCGAGGACACAGCUGGUGAUUGGAUGUAUUCGGAGAAUAUUAUAUUUUGCCGUGAUACUUUCUUUUGCUGCGACCAUGCACAGUCCUGUGCAAUCGGCGAGAAGGGAACGGAAUGGGCUGAUGUGGAGAGGCGCAGAUGGGAGAUGCGAAAGGAGCUGUUUCCAAGAUUGGGAGACGAUGUCAUCAUUCUCGGCAACUUCAACCAGCUGUACAAGAUCGAUCCUACUACAUUUCGGUCCUGGCUACGGAUCCUUGCCCGGGCCCCACGAGCUGUUUUGUGGUUGCUUCGGUUCCCCGAACCUGGUGAGAGCAACCUGAGAGCCACAGCUAAAGCGUGGGCCGGGCUUGAAGUUGCAGAAAGAAUCAUAUUCACAGAUGUCGCCCCAAAGAAUCAACACAUCUCCAGGGCUGGAGUGUGUGACUUGUUUCUGGACACUCCAGAGUGCAAUGCACACACCACAGCGGCUGACGUACUGUGGUCCAGCACUCCGCUCCUAACACUCCCCCGUUACCCCUACAAAAUGUGCUCUCGAAUGGCUGCAUCUAUUUUGCGUGGCGCGCUGCCCCGAUCGUUGGAGGGUCAACAGGCAGCCAAUGAACUGAUUACCGACAGUGAUGUAGAGUAUGAGCAGCGCGCGGUUCAUCUGGCAAACGGUCUCAAAUACACGAUAACUGAGGGUGGAUACGGCCGAGCCGACGGUCGCCUGGCAGACAUCCGGAAACUUCUGUGGGAUAGUAAGUGGCGUUGCGGAUUAUUCGAUACCCAGCGGUGGGUAAAAGACCUAGAAAAAGCAUAUGAAGAGGCGUGGCGAAGAUGGAUUGAUGGCACUGGCGGUGACAUUUACCUCUGA